ACCUUUGACUAACUCAGCUGAAUGAGACCUUAAUCAUCGUCCCUCCGAUUUAGAGCAGAAUUUGAGGCUUGGUGACAACGGUGAGUCAGUCUUUGGCUUCAUCUUAUUAUUCAUUUCAGCCCCACCUCAUUGUGUGAGACUGGGAUCCUCAUUUUGGAAAUGAAAGGGUGAUGAGAAUGGACAUGAGCGUAAGGUGAUGAGUAGAAUAGGAAGAGGUAUACAGCCUUGUCUCACAUCACAAUUGAUCAACUAUAUUUCACAAGUGUUCACAACUACAGCAAGCAACUACAGCAAGCCAGGCUUCUGGGUUCAGAGUGAGGAUAUCAUUUCUGGCCACACCAGGCUCAAAACGAGCAGUUCAAUAAAGAUGAUGUUCUAAUAGAACUCAACACAGAACAUCCUAUAAUGCACUAAUGAUACUAAUAAGUCACCUAAGUGGGCUGUGCGACUGGACUUUUGUCUCUGUCCCUAAUUAGGGUGAUCUUUGACUCUGUUGGCCCCCUAUAGGUUGUACGCUUACAUCACUGUUGAGACUGACGGUGUCUAACAAGAAUACAAUUCUGUUUUACCUCUUUGACUCUGUGACAUAUGUCACUUUCACUCUCCAGAGAGUGUCUGACAGUCUGAGACUGUCCAAGAGCGUCAUAAGUUGUGACUUGUGUUAGAGUUAUUAAUACCCUGCAGUCCUCGCCUGUCCGUUGGCUAAAGUCCCUUCCAGCAGUUUAUGGUCUCUCUUCAUAGCCGCAGAGAGUGGUUAGAGCCCCGGCCAGCAGUCCCAAUCCCACUUAGCGGUCAUGGAGCCAGUUAAGCAUGGAUUACUUGACUGCUCCACAAACGUCAGCUCAGCUGGCUGCUUUAGACCAUUAAGGUCUGUUCCCAGGACAAGCUCGCACUGAACGUGCCGUCCUGCCAUCUUGGCUGCUGUCUGGUUACGCUCAAUGUUGGUGAUUUUUAUGAUGGGCUAAAGCCAUGCGCUACCUGGACCGCACCUAACAUCCCGUCCUCCUGGCGACUUGGCUGGACAACCAGGCUGCAGAAAAUAUACCUUUUUUUAGUUUCUGUCGCUAGGCGGCGUCAACCCUUGGUUUGUCCAUGACAUUCUUUGGUCAGUUGUAGGUUUGUUGUAUUCAGUCUUCGCCCACUACCUUUGUGAGGCGCAAAACUCCUAUCACUUCCUAGCCACGACAUUUAUUGAAUUAACAGCUCAAUUAAAAUUAGUUAAGAGAUUAGAAAACCCCUGGUGGGCGUACACGAGUGCCAAAGUUUGGAGGCUUUGCUAUAUUGGCCGAGCUGGUCCAGGUGUUAGGGCAGAGGUCUAAUGAUGGUUGAUGGCGUAUGGUUGGACAAGAGAAUGUAAGCAAGCCAAGCCAACACAGGGAGGGUGGAGGGUGAACCCACGCAGCACAGCACAACAGUCAGAUCAAAGCGGGUCUGCUACGCCCAUCCCUAAAAUACUUUAGCAGCUAGCGGUGUGCUUCCCUUCUCCGGUGUCACUGGACACCCUAGCUGUCAGAUGACAAACAGCCCAUAAUCAGGCCUAUGAGACCUCCACUAGGACAGAGAUGGGCCUCUCUAUGUCCCCCUGAAACAUGACCCCUACUGUUACCCCCAGCAUGGCCCUGACAAAAGAAACCCAUAUCAGUCUCACCAUGCACCUACACACACGUGUGAAUGUGUGCACAUACAGUUGAAGUCGGAAGUUUACAUACACUUAGGUUGGAGUCAUUAAAACUCCCUUUUCAACCACUCCACAAAUUUCUUGUUAACAAACUAUAGUUUUGGCAAGUCGGUUAGGACAUCUACUUUGUGCAUGACACAAGUCAUUUUUUCAACAAUUGUUUACAGACAGAUUAUUUCACUUAUAAUUCACUGUAUUACAAUUCCAGUGGGUCAGAAGUUGACAUACACUAAGUUGACUGUGCCUUUAAACCGCUUGGAUAAUUCUAGACAAUUAUGUCAUGGCUUUAGAAGCUUCUGAUAGGCUAAUUGACAUCAUUUGAGUUAAUUGGAGGUGUACCUGUGGAUGUAUUUCAAGGCCUACCUUCAAGCUCAGUGCCUCUUUGCUUGACAUCAUGGGAAAAUCUAAAGAAAUCAGCCAUGACCUCAUGGGGGAAAAAAUGUAGACCUCCACAAGUCUGGUUCAUCCUUGGGAGCAAUUUCCAAACGCCUGAAGGUACCACGUUCAUCUGUACAAACAAUAGUACGCAAGUAUAAACACCAAGGGACCACGCAGCCAUUAUACCGCUCAGGAAGGAGACGCGUUCUGUCUCCUAGAGAUGAACGUACUUUGGUGCGUAAAAGUACAAAUCAAUCCCAGAACAGCAGCAAAGGACCCUGUGAAGAUGCUGGAGGAAACAGGUACAAAAGUAUCUAUAUCCACAGUAAAACAAGUCCUAUAUUGACAUAACUUGAAAGGCCGCUGAGCAAGGAAGAAGCCACUGCUCCAAAACCGCCAUUAAAAAAGCCAGACUAUGAUUUGCAACUGCACAUGGGGACAAAGAGCAUACUUUUUGGAGAAAUGUCCUGGUCUGAUGAAACUGCCCAAAAUGACCAUCGUUAUGUUUUGAGGAAAAAUGGGGAUGCUUGCAAGCCGAAGAACACCAUCCCAACCGUGAAGCACAGGGGUGUCAGCAUCAUGUUGUGGGGGUGCUUUGCUGCAGGAGGGACUGGUGCACUUCACAAAAAAAUAGAUGGCAUCAUGAGGAUGGAAAAUUAUGUGGAUAUAUUGAAGCAACAUGUCAAGACAUCAGUCAGGAAGUUAAAGCUUGGUCGCAAAUGGGUCUUCCAAAUGGACAAUGACCCCAAGCAUACUUCCAAAGUUGUGGCAAAAUGGCUUAAGGACAACAAAGUCAAGGUAUUGGAGUGGCCAUCACAAAGCCCUGACCUCAAUCCCAUAGCAAAUUUGUGGGCAGAACUGAAAAAAGCAUGUGUGUGCAAGGAGGCCUACAAACCUGACUCAGUUACAUCAGCUCUGUCAGGAGGAAUGGGCCAAAAUUCACCCAACUUAUUGUGGGAAGCUUGUGAAAGGCUACCCGAAAAGUUUGACCCAAGUUAAACAAUUUAAAAGCAACGCUACCAAAUACUAAUUGAGUGUAUGUAAACUUCUGACACACUGGGAAUGUGAUGAAAGAAAUAAAACCUUAAAUAAAUAAUUCUCUAUUAUUCUGACAUUUUCACAUUCAUAAAAUAGUGGUGAUCCUAAGACGAGGAAUUUUUACUAGGAUUAAAUGUCAGGAAUUGUGAAAAACUGAGUGUAAAUGUAUUUGGCUAAGGUGUAUGUAAACUUCCGACUCUAACUGUAGAUGCAUGAAUGCACACUCACACACAGUUACAUGCACACUCACACACAGUUACAGGCACACUCACACACAGUUACAUGCACACUCACACACAGUUACAGGCACACUCACACACAGUUACAUGCACGCUGGAGAAGUAGGAAACUUCCAUAUUAAAGCAGCUCCUGCUUUAUUAGUUGCCAAGACCCUAUCUCGCUAGGAGUCAAAAGACAUUGACUGAGAAAAGAUGGAAAUCCCAUUCCAUCCGGGAGCUUCUGAUCCACACCCAAAACUAACUGUGCCGUCAGCGCCGGGAAUAUCACUCCUACAGAACAAACUAAUGCGACCCACCUGGAAAUCCAGUCAUCUUAGGCAGGGGGAUGGAGGAGUUGGAGAAGAUUUCAACGGUAUUUGAGAGGAAUGAGAGGGGAGGACACAGAUGACUUAAACCCUGCAGAAGUGCACGUAUAAGGCUUUAGAAUUGUUAUAAGCGUAUAGGCUUUCAUAAUAGCUCAUUAUAAGAUGUAUAAAACAAUUAUGUGGGAAAAAUGUAUUUUACUCCAAAUGCAUGGGAUUUCAUCAGGAUCAUUAUGAGAACGUUUUUAAGGACUCAUGCAUGUGUAUGACGUCUUACGCUGCGUUAUAACCGCCUCGUUAUACCCGCAGGCUUUAAGUAAAGUGCUACAGAACAAACCUUAAGCUCUUUAACCCCACAAAAUGCACUGCCCACGCAACUUCUAAGAUAAUGUACUUCUCAACUUUGACAAAUGCAUCUUGCGUCACCACCAGUGGCACAUGCAGAUAACGUGCAAGAGUUCCCGUCCUGGUCUCACUACUAUAGCUCUACGCAAACAUAUAUCAUCUAAGGUAGUUCGUGUUAUGCACUUCUCAAACGUCAGCUGUUUACUAUGUUUGUUUGUCAGUGGUUUCCACACAACUUCACAGGCAAAGAGAGGAGAUAAAAAAGCAUACUGCUGAAAGGAGUGGUCUACCUUUAUGAAAUAACUUUUUUUGCACAUUUGCCUCCACUAAUCAGUUGCUUAGAAAUGUAGAAAGAUAGAAUAACGGGGCAUUAUGGAAAAGGGAAGAAGACCACGGAUGUAGUGACGGAAAGGGUUAAAGGUUUUGAAAAAAGACAGAGCUUCGGAGAUAAAGCACUUCAAAUCCUAUGAAAGUUAUACACCGCAUGAAAUAAAACAUUUCCAUCUAUAUGACCUAUUCCAACUUUCUUAGUUUGGCAUCUGUAGAAUGUUUCAGAGCGAUUGUGGCAACGUAUGUGUAUGAACCGAUAUUUUUACAUUUGCUAUAGGCCUAAGUCCCCACUCACAUCUAAUCAGUGCCUUGGUACUCAUUCACUCGUGUUUAGAGCAUAAUAACCGGUGGUUUCCAUCCCCUUCUGUUAAAGUGAGGUCAGAUGAGAGAGGUCAGACCUGCUCGAUUGCUCUUAAUGAGAUAGAAAUUCUCAUCAUGCCGCUAGAGGACCCUGGACCUCCAUGGCCCUCUGGGUAAUCCACAUACUGACACCACAACUCAUGCAUCUCAUCCAGCACAUUAAAAUAGGUCUAACUAGAAAACACACGAGUGCACUCUCCCCGGAACCGCAUCGCCAAAUUUUGAGCCCUGCUCCUCUAUCCAACUCAUUAGGGUAAUGUGUUCAUGUGUCGUUCCUCUCCAUAUGAUCUGAGGAAUUAGCUAGCUAGCUGUCCUGCUCGACUAAAGGGACUCUCGCUCACAAUUAAAAACAUGUUUAGUUAGCUAUUGUAUUUUGUUUUCAAAACAAUUGUUUCAGAUGCCAAUGACCUUCAUUAGUUGUUGUUGGAUGUGGACGAUGCAGACGAGUGAAGAAUAGUGACUACGACAUUAGAUUCUAACUCCCCGACCGUCUCUAACUCUAAAGAUAAGCUCAAGGGGAGAUGUGGCAGUCCGAGGGGAUGCGACUCUUCACAGUGCAUCAAUCCAAUGGUUCCUGUCAGCUGAUUGGCACAGUGAAAACCCCGGCUUCUCUUCUUAGUUUAUUGAACCGAACCUUCCUGAUCGUUUUUUAUGGACCCUGGAGGCAGGAUCUCUGUAACUGUAAAAGAUCGGUUUUACGGGGGAGGGGGCCAACAGUCACAGUUGAGAAAUAAGAUAUUUUCAGAUGUUGGGUCCUUCCGUGGUGCAUUGAAAUGAAGGCUUUUCAACAGUGCCGUGCAUUCAUGGAUGCCAAGGGAAGCCAGGUUUCCCCCAAAAAUGUCCCAACAAAAAAGAUGCAUAAAUAAUUUCUUUCAUCUCUCUGUUUCAGAAUUUUCCUUCAAUUUGCAAGAGGCUGAAUAAACUGUAUCUCACUGAAGAAAGCAUCCGAGCGAGCAAAACCGCACACCUCUGUCUCUGGAUUUGUAGCCCAUCGAUGCUGUCUGGUCAAAAAGAGUACGAUACUGUUGCUGCCCGUAGCAUUGAAUGCAAGGGAAGCCAGUGUGCAUUUGGCCUCCCUUGACAAAAACAUCAUAAAAUAAUAGUCAAUCAGCAUUGAGCUAAACUGACUCGGCUCAACUGUGAAUGGUCCUGAUGCACCCAGUGUCAAUGGAACCCAGUUUGGAUUUGGCUUCACACCAAUAACAUCACAACAACAGCCAAAUGACAUUGACAGAGAACUUUAAUUGUUGCAUCUCGUUGUGUUCUCCACCGGUGUCUAGCUAGCUAAAAUUGUCCAUUCCUAAAUUAGCCAUGGAUGGAAAUAGGGAUUUGGACAUGUGGUUUUACUUAAUUCUCUGUACUAGCAAUGAUUAUGAAGGUGAUUCUGAUCCAAACUUAAAUUGGAUCGCACAUUGUGCCCCUGGCCAAAAAAAGGAUGGAUGUUCAUUAUGUAGCUAGAUGUAGUUGCCUAAUGUAAAUUAGCUGGAUCCUCAUUGCCCAUUUUAAAGGAAGUUAAGCUAGCGAGCAAGCAUUUUAGCCAGGACAACAAAAACUAAACAUGUGUAGCCUACUGUAUGAUAAAGUCAAAGACCGUUUCGGUGACAUGAAAGAGAGGCAUUGGCGUUUCUCUACAAGUAGGCUGAGUCAACACGUUUUUUGUACUUGUACGCACACACACAGAAAUCAGUACCAUGGACGGCCACAUCAUAUUUAGUUUACGUUGAAUGGACUAAAUCGUUUUUGGUAUCUUUUAAUUGUCACUGUAUUAGACUAAGCAUAGGUGAUUUGAUGAUGUUGAUUAUGUGGAAGUUGAAAUGGUGUUGGAAUAGUGGAGGCAUCUCCUGUUUUCUUUGCGACUUGCGGUAACUCUCUGUGGUUCUAAAUCAAUAGUUGUUUAGUAGUCUGAAAAUGUCUGAAACAUUAACUUCAUUGACCAUGCUGUAGGUCAUGUAACUGUUUGUUACAUGCAAUAUAGUUUGUGGACAGAUGUUGCUCUCCGGUUUUGUGAUGAAACAAAGGUGUGGUUGAAUUUAUUCUGCUGCUUUGUCGUCUUAUUGUCUCGGCCUUUAGGCCUAUAUAUCACGGUGGCAAGGCAUAUGAACUAACAUGUUAUAGAGCAAACAACAGAAUUAUCGGAAAUUAUCACAAUUAACACAAGUUGUAAUAUGGCAUUUUUUCCCUGGCUUGGCUUCCCCAGUGAUUUUACCCACGCACCGCUACUGCUUUUCAAAGCACUCACUGAUUAUGGCAUCUCUGAAGAUAAAGUCAUCGGUAAUGAUAGAAAAUUCAGGAUUGUCCAUGCAACGAGGAUGUUUCCAGUCACCAAAGCAUAGUGACAAUUUUUGCAUAUCACUUUUUUCCCCCUAUGCAGCCCCUGUCAACCAUUGUAGAGGAAUAUACACAUACUGUCUCUAUGGCAACCGCUCUGAUUUGGCUGGAGUGGAGAUGGCUGGUGCACAGAGCUCUUGAACGAAGGCCAACCCAUACCUCCACACCUGGGAGAUAGAUUGACUCCUCACAUACAUUUCCAGAUGUGAGUUAUUGUUUGAGAGACUUGUGAUCUCUCAUUGGACCGUCCACCAAUCAAAAGCUGGCUAUCCCAGUAUAAGCCAGUAGCGUGAAUGAGAUGCAUGAUUCGAAUAAUAUGCAUAUGGCUGCAUAUGGAAGUAUGGCUGUGAAUGUAUCUGAUCUAAGUCUAUAUUGCAUCAAAUCAAUACAUUUGUACAUUUGUAUUGGUCACACACAUGUGUAGCGAAAUGCUUGUGUUUCUAGCUCCAACAGUGAAGUAAUAUCUAACAAUUCACAACAAUACACACAGAUCUAAAAGUAAAAGGAUGGAAUUAAGAAAUGUGGAACUAUUAGGACGAGCAAUGUCGGAGUCAGGAGUAUAAAUAUAUAAUAUGUGUUGGGAUGUAUAGACAUUAUGGACAGUAGAAUACUAAGUAUAUCUGUAGAAUGUGUAGGAUAGAAUAGUGUAUAUGUACAGCAAUAGUUUAAUAGGAUAGCAUUGACAAGAACAAUACACACAUCUAAAGGAACGGAAUUAAGAAUGUAUAAAUAUUUGGACGAGCAAUGUCGGAGUGGGUGUGAUUGUAAAUGAUCAGUGAUCUAUGUGAAUGCGAUUGCCUCGACCCCCUGUUGUGACGAGUGUGACUGCAGGCAGGCUCUGGGAUCUCUGCUUUGCUGUGGGCUAAGAGUACAUGGGAUAAUCUGGGUUUACAGGGCUGGGUGGCUGCACUGCCUGAUAGAUGCCCUGACGGCUGCCCCACCCCAACCGGCCAUGACAUGGCACAGCAAGUGUUUGGCUUUGGCAGGUUUCUCUCUAAUGUUUGAUGGAGAUGAGCGUGUGUUUAUCUGACGCUAGCUGUCAUGCUGUGCUGCACUGUGCCAUGGAAGUUCAGUCUGACACUGACAUUAGAGUCGUGUCAGCUGUUUCGCUCACACUUCAGCAGAGAGCAUUAAGCCCAGGGGGUAUGAUGAUGGGGGAAAAAAGGGAUUCAAGACAACCAAGAAUGCUGAUGUCCACAACACACAUUCACAACACUAGUUAGCCCAGGCCAGGUGGUAUAUUGGCCAAGAAGAGAGAAAUACAUGGUUGCAUACAGGGAUUAAACUCAUAUUGUCACAUAUUUCAGGGCUCCCCUUCACAUUCUUAAGACCACUGAGCUAGUCAGGCCUUCCAGAGCCGCUAGGCUAAAAUCCCCUCCACAUUGGUAAGACCACUCCCACAUUAAAAAAUAAUACAGUUUACUAUAGAAUACUAAAGUACUUACUAUAGUAAAGUGUAGUAUACUGUAGAAUACUAUACUACACACUGUAGUAUCCCUCAAUCUGGUAUAGUACUUACAAUAGAAUGUUGUAGUAUACUUUAGAAUACUAUAGUAAAUACAACAGUAAUGUCCGCAAAAACACUACACGUUUUAACUAUAGAAAAUACUACAGUAUUUAAUUUGUGUAUACUCUGCCCAUUCCCCACUCUCACAUUGCAAUUUGUGCCACACGUUAGUGAGAAACCUACAUGCCAAGUAUAGACCAUAUAUUGUGUUCUCUACAGGUUAUAGAAGAGAGCAGAAGCUCUGAACUAUCCGUUCAGACCGCAGACCUACCUACCUACCUACAGGUUAUGGAAAAUGUGCUCUUUCAGUAUUUCUCCAGUUUCCUGAAGGAGAAAGCCUCCACUUCUAUGUCAAAGAUAAUAAAACAAAAAUACUAUUGUAAAUUCUACAGUGACGUCUGCAAAAACACUACAGUGAAUACUACAGUAAAGUCCACAAAACACUACAGUGAAUACUAUAGUAUUUAUAGGCAUAUUUAUAUGACGUUUCCUCAAGACAGCAAGUAAAUAUCAGUAUAGGAAAACUGGAACUCCCUAAAAUAGACAAACUGUAGGAAGUGUCAUAUUCUACAUUAUGACUCACAAUCAGUGGUGGAAAAAGUACUCAAUCAUCUUACUUGAGUAAAAGUAAAGAAACCUUAAUAGAAAAUGACUCAAGAAAAAGUCACCCAGUAAAAUGCUAGAGUAAAAGUCUAAAAGUAUUUGGUUGUAAAUAUACGUAAGUAUCCAAAGUAAAUGUAAUUGCUAAAAUGUACUUAAGUAUCAAAAGUAAAAGUAUAAACCAUUUCAAAUUCCCUUUUUAUUUUUUAAGGAUAGCCAGGGGCACACUCCAACACUCAGACAUAAUUUACAAACAAAGCAUUUGUGUUUAGUGAGUCUGCCAGAUGAGAGGCAGUAGGGAUGACCAGGGAUGUUCACUUGAUAAGUGUGUGAAUUGUACCAUUUUCUGUACCAAUUGUACCAUUUUCCAUUUCAAAAUGUAUUGAGUACUUUUGGGUGUCAGGGAAAAUGUAUGGAGUAAAAAGUACAUUGUUCCUAAAGAAAAUAUAGUGAAGUUAAAGGGAAAGUUGGCAAAAAUAUAAAUAGUAAUGACUUACUACUUAAGUAAAAAUACUACUUAAGUACUUUACACCACUGCUCACAAUAUGUUGUUGCUGGAUAUUUUUCAAAUGACUCAUAGAUUUGGUUGGGAUUGUACUCCAACGUUUUCCUCUUUCCAAUAGAGGGCGGUAUGGCAAUGUCAACUCAAAGUAGGCUUUUGCUCCACAAUUUCUGUGUGGUCCAUGAAAUCCUGCAAGUCCAAAUAACUCUUUAUAGUGAAAACCUUACAUCUCCUAUAAAUUACGACUUAAAAUAAUGCGAUUUCAACUCGAAAGAGGACACAUUAGGCUAUUGUAUUUUCAAUUAACUGUGCUUGCAUUUCAUAAGAGACUAUACGAAACUGUCAUUUUCUUUGUGUAUAUAAAUGACAUCUAUCAAUAUGGUCACGGCUGUAGUAACAUAGCAAGCGUAGAAAGACGCCUGUGCGGUGUCCCUCUCCGUUUUUCAAGUGAAACGAAAGUUAGGUUAAAUUCUGUAUACCUGAAAACCGGCACUUUUUUGCCAACGCCGCUAUAGUGCGGCUGUAGUAUGAAGUCCGAUUUGCUAUUGGUGAGCACAGAUUUCGUUGUAACUUUAAUUUUUUAUGUUUAUGGCACCUGGUAUUCCCAGGUUGUCUCCAGUCCCAGUACUAACCAGGCCGAUGGUAUGGCCACAAUAGUAUAUUUUUUUUCCUCCCCGAAUUAGGUCCCUUGGCUCAUCUCUGCAACUACUCAAUGGGAUCGGGAGAGGUGAAGGUUGAGUCAUGUGUCCUCCGAAAACAUGACCGCUUAAACCGGAUGUUAGCCGCACCAAUGUGUCGGAGGAGCCAAGGAAAGCCCCCCCCGGCCAAACCAUCCCCUACCCCGGACGUCGCUGGGCCAAUUGUUCGCAGUUCUAUGGGGGCCACGGCCAGUUGCGACAAAACCUGGGAUCAAAUCCCAGGCUGAUGUCGCUCAAACGUAUCUUCGUUCAAAUGAUAAGGGGGUUGUACAUAUCAUGUGACAUUCCUAAAACUGUACCUGCCUUUCAGCGAGAAGCGACGCCCACAAGCCAAGCACAAUGGAUAGGUAACGGUUAACUUUGAUGGAAAACAAAAGUAGCCAAACUAAACCACAUCCGUUUCACGUGACAAGUUCCAUGGAAGGCUUUAAGAAUUUAUUGGAUACGAAAAGCGAACCAAAUAUUUAGAAGUUGCGCGUCACAAUCCACGGGGAUUCCACAGAGGGCUGAUCACUGCAGAACUGCGUAUUCAUGCAAAUUUAAAAAAUCAUAGGCGUGCCUUAGGCGAUGGAGUCACAGCCCGAACACAGAACUCCUGGUAUACUAACGAGCACCAAAGACGGUGAUGCGCACAGCUCGGAUACACUGAGUGACAACCGACGAGGAAACGUUUCACGCUCUUUAAAGAAAGGAAAAAGGAAGAAGUGACAACUAUCUUUUUAGAGAAGAUCUUAUUUACUGACCUCCCUUAUCUCACGACAGAAGACGCGCGAGUCAUCCGGAGUACGCAGCUGUCAUUUCUUUACUGCGCAUUGAGUAGCCUAGCCUAUUUCGCCUUGAUUUGAUUUAUGUUACAGUAUAAUAUAGAGGAGAUACUGCACUCUGACUGAAGUUACCGAUGUGGAUGAAGUUGACAUUGCACCUCUAUAGCCUACUGUCACUGCGCGUAAAAUCCACAUUUGGAUACGGACCUGUCGCUAAAGAAACUUUAUAGUCAAUUGCCGUUUAAUUUUCUCCACAAUGUCUGAAGAAGUUAAUAGCUGCACUGGUGCUAGUACUAUAACUGAGGUUGAAAGCAGCAAUAUCAGCGUUCUCGGCUGGGAACAAGUGCAGCGUCUUGAUGCCAUCCUGACCGAGACCAUUCCCAUCCACGGCCGGGGAAACUUCCCCACUUUGGAGAUGAAACCCCGACAAAUAGUGAAGGUGGUGCGUAGUCGCAUGGAGGAGAGGAAUAUCCACGUCCGGGACGUGCGGCUAAACGGGUCUGCUGCAAGCCACGUUCUUCAUGAGGAUAGCGGACUGGGCUACAAGGACCUUGACCUAAUCUUUUGCGCGGAUAUGAAAGGGGAAAGUGAUUUUCAGAUUGUGAAGGAUAUCGUUUUGGACUGUCUCCUGGACUUCUUACCUGACGGGGUGAAUAAGCAGAAAAUAUCACCAUUGACUUUAAAGGAAGCCUAUGUGCAGAAGAUGGUGAAGGUGUGCAAUGACUCAGACCACUGGAGCCUCAUCUCCCUCUCCAACAACAGAGGCAAGAACGUGGAGCUCAAGUUCGUAGACUCUCUGAGGCGGCAGUUUGAGUUCAGCGUGGACUCCUUCCAGAUCAAGCUGGACUCCCUGCUGCUGUUCUAUGCAUGCUCUGAGAACCCCAUGACCGAGACCUUCCACCCCACCAUCGUGGGCGAGAGUGUGUUUGGGGACUUUGGUGCUGCCCUCGACCACCUACGCCAGAAGGUGAUCUGCACCCGCAACCCAGAGGAGAUCCGGGGUGGCGGCCUGCUCAAGUACUGUCACCUGCUGGUAAGGGGCUUUCACGCCGACUCCGAGACAGAGAUGAAGUCCCUGCAGCGGUACAUGUGCUCGCGCUUCUUCAUCGACUUCUCGGAUAUCAGCGAGCAGCAGCGCAAGCUGGAGUCCUACCUGCAAAACCACUUUGUGGGCCUGGAAGACCGCAAGUACGACUACUUGAUGACCCUGCAUGGGGUGGUCAACGAGAGUACGGUGUGCCUGAUGGGACAUGAGAGGCGGCAGACACUGGGGCUGAUCGCCAUGCUGGCGGUGCGCGUGCUGGCCGAGCAGAACGUCAUCCCAAACGUGGCUAACGUCACCUGCUACUACCAGCCAGCCGCCUACGUGGCAGACGGUAACUUCAGUAACUACUACAUAGCCCAGGUACAGCCCAUGUUCCACUGCCAGCAGCAUGCCUACUCCACCUGGCUACCCUGCAACUGAGACAGCACAGGGAAAGGAAGGAGUGAGAUAGAACGAGGGAGAGUCUGAUUCAUUUAUCACUGUAAAGUGUUUUUCAGAUGAAUGAAUGAGACAAAAGGUAUCCCCAUGCCCCACAAUCCUGUAUUGAAUUUAAAUGUGUUAUGUUCUGUUAGUGUGAUGGGGGAAAGAAAAUAACAGCUGGGUCUCAGCUCCUGCGAGGUCAGUCUUAAACCAAUGGCAGGACAGUUUACUGUGAAAAUGCCACCCUGUCUGACACAUAACCCAAGCUUAGGAAGUAUGGGAUGGGGUUUUGCCCAAUACAAUGCAAACAAUGAUGGACAAGAAUGAAAGCCGUAACAAUACUUUCAUUCCCACUGACCUGGAUUGACUGACUCUGUUGCGAACUGAAAAGGCUGUGGAAUUGAGCGAUAGAUGGAAUAUAAUGUGGGGCUGCAUCUGUGUUCUGUGGUGUCCAGCUGCCUCCUUGGCCGGAGGAUGCAGGCCCCUUUGCUCUCUGAGGGGUGUGUGGCUUGCACCCUGACGCGCGCUGGGCAAUGUCCCAGCAACACAGGGGUUACUAGAGCACCAUAAAACUCUCUUUAUUUCUGGUGAGGUGAGUUGUCAUCACGAGCUUGGAAUGACAGAAACUACACCUUAACUAGUAAUGAUUGAUAUGAACAUGAUGAUGCGUUUACAAACCAAAGAUUUUUCAUUUAUUGUUUUUAAUACCCAAGUUUGGUGGGGAAGAAAACACAUGUAUAAUGCUAUCUAUAUUUGUAUAUGUGAACGUGUUUUAAGUGCCUAACGCCUAUCAGUAGUAUAGGCAGAGGAAUACUGAGCAGCAGGCCAUAUUGUUUUGUGAAUAAAUCCAGUCUGGUUUUCGUCAGGCACACAAGACAAUAGCACCCCAGAGGCUUGUGAAUGUAACCGUAAAAUCCUGAUUCAAAUCCUGAUACAGUCCGUGUUGAUGUCAUAUUUUUUGGAAGACAACAUAUCCCCUUGCAGUCCUAGAGUAUUAGUCGAUGGGGAGAGAGAUUGGGGUUUUGCUGUACUUUGUACAAAGUAGUUUGACAGGUUGAUACAAGACCUUGCAUUAACAUUUGCCGAUAUUUUAAACAUUCCAGCUCCAAUUAAUGAUAACAGUACCUCCUCAUAGGUGCGUUGACGCCACGGAGACUAGAGCGUUGUUUGCUGUUGCUCUCCCGUAGUCAUUUUCAGACAAACAAACUCCACAGGAAUAUUAGCUCGUGCCGUGGUGCAUGUACCGAGAUGGUUUAACAUUGUUUUGUCGUUUUUCAUGUUGACAGCUUUGGUGAGCUUUUCGGAUGUCGGCGUUAAAGAAAGGCGACGUCCUGUCGUUUUCAGUUUCAUCAUAUGGAUCACUGUACAUUCAGUUUCACAUGGUUUCAACUUUACUGUAUUUUGUAUUGGGGGUGCUUCUCUUUUAACUCACCUUUUUGUAACAAGUUCACAGCAAGCUGAGGGAAUGAAAAACCUGUGUCGAUAGAAAUGGAUACAGAAGGAGAGAGAGACCGAACGGAUCAAAAGGCGAAGAGACCGUCUGUGUGUUCCGGUGCUGCCUUCUAGUAUGAUAUUUGCUGAGACACCUGUGAUGAUGGGGACAUUAUUUGCUAGCAGGGAAUUACGCAGCUGACAAAACGGUUGAACUUAUCUGGGCUGUGUCUGUAGUGUAUGCGCUCGCUUUGGGUGGGCUCAAACCUACCAGCAAAUGUUGUGCCAAAUGUUUAUCUGCCGCUUGCCCAGUGUUGAAUGAGUGUUCAUUUUGUCGAUGGGGAGAGAGGUUGAGGAUGUGUUGUUUUUAUAUCGAGGUACAGAUAUUGAGCUGUAGGGGGAAAAAAACAUGUGAGGGACAGAGGAAAAUGUGAGAGGCUGGGCUGGGGAGAUAGGUGCAGCUGGUGAAGGGGUUUGUCUUGCUUUCACCACAGACAGACAGACAGACAGACAUACAUACAUACAGUGGUAAUACCUCUUUCUCCCAUCUUAAGAUGACCUAAGCAGAGAGAAUAGGCAGGAGAGAGAGGGGUUCUAGUACACACAACACAACUUUAGGGAGGUAGCCUAUUAAGCCUAGCUUUACCUCUUAUGUCAGGGCCUCUUCUCUGGGGGACUAAACAGAUAUCCUCGCAUGCCUUAUGAGCUUUGAUAACAUUUCCUGGGUUGGUGCACUGCCAUGCUAUUACUGUAAAUAACCUUUUAAAUGGGGCUAUGCUAUGCUGUAAGGUCCAAGCCCAUGGGGGAAUACUGUCUCAUGCUAAUUCAUGCCAUUUCUCAACAUAACAUCUGAAAUAUGUUCCUCAACUGAUCGGAAUUGAUUUUUGACGUAAAGAUGAAAGUGAGCGAUGAUUCAUCACCAGUAUUGUGGAUCUCGGGGUGAGAGACAGUGUUAUUAAAAAUAGCAACAUCGGUGUGCACUAUACAAAUCUAAAGUGUGUAUCUUUUAGAGGAGAAUUAAACGGUGUGUUCACUUUGGGUGGGAUUCCUGGCUUCCCACUUCUGUACAAAUGGGUCAUGUCACACCUCUUUCGGACAUCUUAAGGAAACUACUCUCUUUGUCUCCACUGAUGAGAACCUACUCUUGUCCUCUCCCCUCACUCUCAUAAUGUGCCAGCAGUAAUGCAGCUCCCUUAGGGAGAAAGUGAAUGGACAUCUAAUGGAGUUCUACGGGGCGGAGGCACUCCAAAGGGAAUGUGAAUCGACUUCGGUGACCACUGUGUGACCGUAACCCGGGUGGUCAAGAGAACAUAGAGAGAUGAACUCGACUCAAAUCAUUCUGUAGAGUCCUUUUUCUCUAUUUUGCUAUUUCACACAUUCUGGUCUAACAUUUUUCUUUUUGACUGUGUACAUUUUGAUGGUAUUGUCUGGAUUGUGCAGGCGCUGUGUAUUCUCAUCUCUUCUCACUCUGUGAAAUUGGCUCAGAACAGUUAAGCCAGCACCAGUCUACCAUGUAGUUGGCAAGCAACACACAGGCUACUAUGGGUUGCUGCAUUGUCUUGUAUGCAUUGUUUCAACUUUUCACCUCCUAUUCAUGCAGUCUUUUUCAAUCAAACCAACUAAAAUAGAAAAAGAGCCUGCCUCGUAAUUUUUUAUGAUUGUUCUUUUUUAUAACCGUAUCAGACCAUGUUGCAGCGCUUUGGAGUCUGUGAUCAGUUUGCAAAAUGUCAUUUCUCAGCUUACAUUUUUUUCCGCCAGAUCUCGUUAAUGUCUGUUUCGACGAUAAAGGAUGUUUUCAUCAUUAAAAAAAAAAUGAAAACCACA
This is a messenger RNA of Salvelinus fontinalis (brook trout), 15789 nucleotides long. RefSeq names its product terminal nucleotidyltransferase 5A-like. The transcript is spliced from 2 exons. The record is from RefSeq and is a predicted model, not a curated record. NCBI's taxonomy places the organism in Eukaryota, Metazoa, Chordata, Actinopteri, Salmoniformes, Salmonidae. Gene Ontology annotation, molecular function: poly(A) RNA polymerase activity; RNA binding. Bases 11326 to 12534 code for a protein of 402 amino acids. Gene Ontology annotation, biological process: mRNA stabilization.